AGAGCCCAGUGACUUGAUUCUAAAAAUUUAUAGAGCAGAAUCAUAUGCUGGUCUCCAAGAGUAUAAAGCAGCCAUUGAAGAUUUAAAUGCAGUUCUCUUCCAACUUCCAGAUUGGCCUGAGGUCUACUUCAGGAAGGGAAAAGUGCUCCACGAUGCUGGUUUUUUAGGUGAUGCCUUACAACUCUUUCUUCAGUGCUUAACCCUUGAUGAAGAUUUUGCCCCUGCAAAGCUACAAGUAGAAAAGAUUUUAUGUGAUUUAUUAUCACCUGAAAACUUAAAAGAAGGCCUGAAGGAACCUUCUUGGAGUUCAUUACCAUGUACUAAAAACAAGCCUUUUGGUUUUCCUUCAGUAAUGGAAGAGUCUCCGUCUCCCAGUGAGCUUAGCCCAAAGCAGAAUGAAGAAAUACCAGAGAUCACAUCAGAGCAUGUCAAAGGAAGCUUAAACCGUGCUCAGUCAGCACAGUCUAUAAAUUCAACAGAAAUGCCUACCCGAGAGGAUUGUUUAAAAAGAGUGUCCUCAGAACCUUUACUGUCUGUUCAGGAAAAAGGUGUUCUGCUAAAAAGAAAGUUGUCCCUUUUAGAACAGGAUGUGAUUGUGAAUGAAGAUGGAAGAAAUAAGCUUAAAAAACAAGGAGAAACUCCGAAUGAAGUCUGUAUGUUUUCAUUAGCUUAUGGCGAUAUUCCAGAAGAAUUAAUAGAUGCCUCAGACUUUGAGUGCUCUCUUUGCAUGAGGUUGUUUUUUGAGCCAGUGACAACCCCUUGUGGACAUUCGUUCUGUAAGAAUUGUCUUGAGCGUUGUUUAGAUCAUGCGCCAUAUUGUCCUCUUUGCAAAGAAAGUUUAAAAGAGUAUCUAGCAGAUAGGAGGUACUGUGUCACACAGCUGUUGGAAGAAUUAAUAGUGAAGUAUCUGCCUGAUGAACUGUCUGAGAGAAAAAAAAUAUAUGAUGAAGAAACUGCUGAACUCUCACACUUGACCAAGAAUGUUCCAAUAUUUGUUUGCACUAUGGCCUAUCCCACUGUGCCUUGCCCUCUUCAUGUAUUUGAGCCAAGAUACAGACUGAUGAUUCGAAGAAGUAUACAAACUGGAACCAAACAGUUUGGGAUGUGUGUCAGUGAUGCACAGAGCAGUUUUGCAGAUUAUGGUUGUAUGUUACAAAUUAGAAAUGUACAUUUCUUGCCUGAUGGAAGGUCUGUGGUUGAUACAGUUGGAGGAAAGCGGUUUCGGGUUUUAAACAGAGGAAUGAAAGAUGGAUAUUGCACUGCAGACAUCGAAUAUCUGGAAGAUGUGAAGGUGGAAAAUGAAGAUGAGAUUAAGAAUCUCAGAGAACUUCAUGAUUUGGUGUACUCUCAAGCCUGCAGCUGGUUUCAAAAUUUAAGAGACAGAUUUCGAAGCCAAAUUCUUCAGCACUUUGGAUCGAUGCCCGAAAGGGAGGAAAACCUUCAGGCAACUCCUAAUGGACCUGCGUGGUGUUGGUGGCUUCUAGCAGUUCUUCCUGUAGAUCCCCGCUACCAGCUGUCAGUUUUGUCAAUGAAGUCUUUGAAAGAACGGUUGACAAAGAUACAGCAUAUACUGACCUAUUUUUCUAGAGACCAAUCUAAGUAACUAACUGCUUGGAUGUUCCUGUACAGUUACCCCAAUCUGGCUGUGUUGAUGGCCAGAUUGUCCGCUGCCUUUGCACAUCCAGUGCUGGUUUCAGAAAUGUAAUGAAACUUUUUUUUUCUUCAACCUCCUGAAUCAUGUGGUUCUGCAAAUGAAUACCUUCAACUAGGAUUUAGACCACUAAGAACUUGCACAGAACAACACACACUGAAUGUGUGUUAAACCUCUACAUUGUGAUGAAGUUGCACUAUGUACCAUAUUCUAAAAUGAAAUAAGAACUCUGUGUAUGUCUAUGGCGUGUGUGUGUGCGCAUGUGUAUGCGCGCGUGUGCGUGUGUGGGUAAUGUGUGUGUGCAUCUUCUCUGGCUUUAAAAUUUUAAAAGAAAAAAAAGCCAUAGAGAGCAGAACUUGCUGAGGGUCAUUUCUUGCCCAAGUUUACAACAUAGCGACACAAGUUUUUCAAAUUGAAUUUGCCUCAGAUGUAUCUGUCCUAAUGCUUACAUUUGCACAAGUAUGUAAAAUAGAGAAUUGAGUAUCCUUCUCCAUUGGAAAUACUGCUCUUGCUGAAUUGUCUUGACCAUUGACUAUGACACAGUUUCUUAUUUAUGUAAAUAUUUGCAUCACAGUAGCCGCCAGGCAUUGGAUGCAGAACCUAGAGCCAGUUUUCAGGAACAAUCGUCAACCUGACAUGGUACUGUGCAUCUAUUCAUAAAACACUUAAAACUGUGAAAAUAUGGUUUACAUUUAAUUGUAUAUAGAGGUAAAUGGAGAACUCAAUUCAGUACCAGUUAAUUUGUACAUUUUAGGGGGCUUUUCACAUUAACUGCCCAUCUGUGUAAUUUAUGGUUUGACAUGAUGUGUGUGUUUUAAAAAAUUACAUAGUAUAAACCCAUUAAGGAUCUGGGAGAAGAGAAGAAGUUUAAUGUAGAGCUAAGCUUUUAAAGUUUGUUUUGUUUUCGAAUUCUGGUCUCGGUGCAAACGUUAGUUAUGCCUUAUUCAUAUCACAACUAGGUCACCAUGCUGCGACGUGGUUUAUAUUCAUGCGGCCCUAGAGACUUUUGUAAUUAUGUGUUGCAAACUUGUAACUGUCUCUAUUAACUUUCUUUUAUGUAAGUAAUUUGUAAAAGUUUCUUAAAUUUUUUGCUUUUGCUUAUUUAAUUUUGAAUAAAAGCUAAAUUCAUAAUACUCUUUUUCUUAAA
Carlito syrichta (Philippine tarsier) is the source of this 2798-nucleotide messenger RNA. RefSeq names its product LON peptidase N-terminal domain and RING finger protein 1. The record is from RefSeq and is a predicted model, not a curated record. The transcript has 11 exons. The coding region runs from base 353 to 1603 and encodes 416 amino acids. NCBI's taxonomy places the organism in Eukaryota, Metazoa, Chordata, Mammalia, Primates, Tarsiidae.